AUGGAGGCAGCAUCAAUUCUCUCCGCCAUGAAGGGCGAAAAACUGAAGGACUCGCCGCAGUGGCUCACUUGGUUUGCAAAAGUGCAGCUAUAUGCCAUGCAAAAGAACGUAUGGGACCUUUGCAACCCAGAUCCCCCGACGACAACCGAAUCCCAAGCAAUAAGAUCUAUACCUCUCCAAGAACCGGUGGAACCGGAAUACCCAGAGGACGGCGAUGACAAGGAUCGAAGGAUUUGGCGAGAUCGAAUGGACGUGUAUAAAAUGAAGUACACGAAGUGGGAGAAGCAAGCAAAAGGACUAAGUGAUGUCAACGAGUACAUCCUUACCUACCUCGACCCAAUGCAUCACCUUGCUCUGAUCACAUAUCGUACUCCGUAUGAGAGGCUUGUAUACCUAAAGACUAGAUUUGCUCGGUCAACGGCGUACGAAGAAGAAAUCCGUAUGAAUUGGAAGGUCUUUGCCAUGCAGAAACCAACCGGUGAUAUUGAGCAGUGGCUUCAAAAGUGGAAUUCACUAAGAGAGCAAGCUAUUAGCCUCGGCAUUAGCGAUGCAGAUUCCAAUCGAGACUUCCUACAUGCAGUUAAAGAGGUACUGCCAAUCUGGUGGCAAGGAAAAUACCAAGAGAUUGUUAUGGAUAAGAAGAAAUAUGACACUCGAGAUCUUCUUGAAUCAUUCCGUGCAAUGAAUCGGGAGAUAGGCGUCAAAACUGUGACCUCAACUAAUGCUCCAAAAAGUGCUUUUUCAACCUGGCAAGGUCAUCGAGAAGCAAAGCCGGAAGCGAAGCAAGAGAAGCUUCCAUUCGAGAAGAGAAAAUGUCCAUGUGGCAAUGGUCAUCCACACCACAAGGUGGCCAACUGCUGGCUCAUGAAUGAAGCUAUACGCCCAGAAGGAUAUACCCUAGACGAAGGGAAGCUAGAGAGAGCUAGAAAGAAGCUAGCAAAUGAUCCAGGGUGGAAGCAAUGGGUCGACAAAGCUGUCAAUGAAGCUAAAUCAAAGCAUCAUGAAUCUGCAAACCACGUUAGCUUCGCCACCACCUACCAGAGUAAGCAACAGGGCAGGCCUCAGAGCAGGCCUCAGAGCAAGCCUCAGGGCAAGCCCCAGGGCAAGCACCAAGGCAAGCUACUAAGUGAAGCUAUACAGAUUGGCAAGCAUGCACUCUCAGCUGCAAAGACUGGCGAGCUCUCUCUCCGCAAUCGAUGGAUUCUUGACACUGGGUCCAGUUCACAUGUAUGCAAUAACAGAGCACUGUUUAUUGAUUUUACGCCGGAAGUCAUAGAUUUGACAACUGGUGACAGUACUACGCAGGUGCUAGGGAGAGGCAAAGUUCGACUAGUCGGCAAGCAUCCACAGAAAGGGAGAAUGGAAAUCACAUUGAGUGAUGCUCUCUACUCGCCUAGCUUCCAUACAAAUCUAGUGUCGUACGCGAUGCUAAAGAAGAAGGGGGGCACCUGGUGUCAACGUACAAACUGCAUCCGAGAUCCAAAGGAUCUACCUGUUGUCAAUGUACAUCUAUGGGACCAGUUUAACCUCUGGAUUUUCGAUGAACCAGGAGAGGUUCUACCGCAACAAGCAUAUGCCACACAGAGAUCCUCAGUAAAGCCGCAGGAAUCAAAGGCAUCGGCUGACAUCUGGCAUCGGCGACUUGCUCACAUUGAGCCCCGCGCCGUAGCUAAGCUUGCUACUAUGGUAGAUGGUAUAGUCCUCCAGGAAGCAGAGCAAGAAGAAGCUUCAUUAUGCCAAACCUGUCAUAUUGGGAGAGCACCAAAACAGAUCUCUCGCCGGCCAGUAGGACGUACUUUUGGACGAUUUGGAAGGAUCCACUUUGAUCUCAUACAACUGCCGCUAGCAUACAAUAGACACCGAUGGAUAUCUCAUUUCUAUAUGGAAGGAGUACGAUUCCAUUGGAUAAUGACACAUGAAGUGAAGCCUGAAUGCCAGCUGGCGAUCAACCAGUUCGUACAGCUAGCAAGGAAUCAGUGGAAUCUACCUAUCAAGGCAUUUCACUAUGACAAUGAAGCUGCAGCAGGCAAAACAGCGGAGCACAGUUUGACAAGCGAUGGUAUCUUGAUAUAUCAUACUCCACCCGGCCACUCAGAGAUGAAUGGGUAUGCCGAGAGAUCUGGCGGGAUGAUCAUUACCCGUAUGCGUAUGCUCUCUCUUGAAGGCAAGCUUCCGAAAGACCUAUGGCCUGAAUUCGCAAGCGCUGCAGUGUGGUUAUUGAACCGUACCCCUACAUACAUUGCUUCUGAGAACAAGUGGUUAAUACCAUGGGAAGAAGUAAGAAGAGAAUUUGCUCCAACAGCCCCGAAGAUCAAUCUAGCAAAUGUUAGAUUAUAUGGAAGUUUGGCGUACUGCCGCAUUGAGAGGCAGAUCCAGUCAGAUAAGAUGAAUCCAAGAGCAGAGGUCGGCUUCCUAGUCGGAUACUUGGCAUCUAAUAUCUACAAAAUCUGGUUUCCACACAGUGGGAAAGUGAGGUAUAUACGAGAUGCAGUCAUUGAUGAAGCACGUAAAUACUCGCCGGACUAUGAGAAAUCUCAGCCUAUUCCACUACCAUUAGUGAGAGAGCCAGAAGAGAUUACGCCCGACGAAGUGGCGCAAAUCAUCAACCAUCAGAUCGCUAGCCAGGAAGCAACUAGUACGCCGGAAAGUGAGCAUCAAAACCGACAAGAUGAAACCGACGAUGCUCUACCAGAUGCUCUUCCAGAUGCUCUACCAGAUGCUCUUCUAGAUGCUCUUCCAGAUGCUCUACCAGAUACUCUACCAGAUACUUCACAAGAUAUUCAGCUAAGUGAGGUUGACUACCGAGAGAUCACCCCACUUCAGGGGGUGAGCAGGCAGGCAUUAAUGCCUACCCCAAUAAGCCUACCACCUAUACUUCUGACCUCGGUCAGAAAAGAAGCCGGUGAGAUCCAGGACAUACAGAAGGAUCAAGAUCCAUCACCAUUAACCCCACCAAAUGAAGAAACUGGCUUACAGCAAGGGGUGGAAACUGGCCCUGAUCAGGGGGUGGAUACGCAUGAUCUAGAUGAUCAACUGCUCAGUGAAGAUCAGGCCCAUGAAGAAGCCUAUGAAGAAGCCAAUGAAGAAGCCAAUGGAGAACCUAAUGAAGAACCCAAUAGAGAGGUGGAAAAUGAGCUAGAAAGACAGCUCCAGGCAGAACUGCUAGCACCAAGCAGAGAGAUCUCCAGCAAUAUAGAUGCCAGCAACAUACUAAGUGGACGUCGAAUACGCAAAGCAAAACAAGAUGACGAUUUUGCAUAUGCAACCACUAUAGUACAGGGUAUUGACGAAGAAGAGCCACCGGCUCUACUACAUGCAUUUGCAGCUGGUCUAUACGCCGAGAAACCAAACGCUCGCCGCCAUCGAGAUGAUCUCCCACCACCACCCAAGUACUGGAAGGAUGUCAUAAAUCAUCCUUUUCAGCAAGGUUUUCUCGCAGCAAUGAAGAAAGAGAUCCACUCUCUAUCUGAAAAAGAGACAUUCGAAGUCAUUGAAAAGCCAAAGGAUCGAGGGAUACAAAUCCUUCCCUUACUAUGGGUUUUUGCAUACAAAUUCGACCAGGACGGUUACCUUUUGAAAUUGAAGGCUCGAAUCUGUGUUCGUGGGGAUCUUGAGACGAUUACCUAUGAAGAAAAGAGAGCUGCUACGCUAGCAGCAAGAACAGCAAGAAUGAUCUUUGCACUAGUCGCUGCCUUUGACCUAGACCUCCGUCAGCGAGAUGCUGUCACUGCAUUUCUGAAUAGCAAGCUAAGCCAAGAGAAACCGACGUAUACGCAGAUGCCAGAAGGGUUCCAGUCCCUAGGUAAAUGCUGGAAGCUUCGUCGAGCAUUGUACGGCUUACGGAUCUCGCCACGUCUUUGGCAACAAGAAGCAGCUAGUGUACUCCGAAAACUAGGUCUGCAACAAGCACCAGAAGACCCUUGUGUCUUCGUCGGAGAAGGGCUAAUAGUCUUCUUCUAUGUGGAUGAUAUCUUAAUUGCUAGCCAUGCAAAUGCUAAGGCAAGAGCCAUGCAAUUGGAGCGAGAUCUAGAAGCCCACUGGGAGCUGACAGAUCAUGGAGAAGCAUCAUGGUUUCUCAAUAUCCGAAUCAUUCGCGAUAGGAAGCAGAAGAAGCUCUGGCUAUGUCAAGAUAGCUAUAUGACAAGCAUUGCUACCCGCUACAAUUUGACAGAUCGACCACCUGUCUAUACGCCACUACCAGUUGACGAAUUGACGCCUUACCAAGGCGUAGCCACCCCGAAGGAGAUCCUUCUCUAUCAAAAGAAGGUUGGAUCCGCAGGCUAUGCCACCACUAUCACUAGGCCAGAUGCUGCAAAGGCCACCGCUCGACUAGCUCAGUUCUUGACGAAUCCAGGGCCCCAGCACCACCAAGCAGCUGACCGGGUCAUCAGUUACCUAUAUACUACCCGGAACCUAGCUAUUGAAUAUAGUGCAGACGCAGUAAGCACUGGAAUCGAUUCCAUACAGUUCGCAAGCGAUGCUUCAUACGGAGAUCACCCAGAUCGAAAGAGCUCUGCAGGCUACAUCUGUCAAGCUUAUGGUGGACCAGUUGACUGGAAAGCGAGCAAGCAACCCACCGUGACAACGUCAACCACUGAAGCAGAGCUGCUAGGCCUAUCAGAGACAGGGAAGCAACUUCAAUGGUGGCGUCGACUACUAAAAAGCCUCGGUUUUGAACCCUCCCACAAUAUGACGAUCGACUGCGACAACGAGAGAACGAUCAGCCUACUUACUAGUGAGGACACUGCCUUCGAAACGAAGCUUCGGCAUGUCGAUAUUCAUCAUCAUUGGCUUCGGCAAGAGGUUAGAGAAGGACGCAUAAUGGUGCGAUGGGUGCCGACGGCGAGCAUGGUCGCAGAUGGACUCACAAAGAUGCUAUCUCGCCAGAAGCAUGAGAGCUUCCUAAGGAUGCUCAGGAUGGUGGACAUAGGCUAUCUAAUGGCCUAG
Molecule: messenger RNA, 4947 nt
Organism: Penicillium crustosum
Lineage: Eukaryota; Fungi; Ascomycota; Eurotiomycetes; Eurotiales; Aspergillaceae
Exons: 1
Coding region: 1-4947 (1648 amino acids)
Biological process (GO): DNA integration
Molecular function (GO): nucleic acid binding
Source: RefSeq, a predicted model, not a curated record